CCAAGGGUAGCCCACUCAGGUCAAACUAAAUCUAGAAGAGAAAGAGAGAAAGGCAGAAAGAUAGCCAUAAAGAGUAGUGAUGAAUGAGGGAUGAGGAAGAGAGAAGAGAUGGAGGGAAAAGAGAGGCAGAUGGAGAGGAGAAGUUGGUCUCUUUGCAGCUCCAAAGCUCUUAAAGCCCCGGAGCUGUGUGGAGUGCAAAUGGGAGGGAGAAAGAAAGAGAGAGAGAGAGGAAGAGAAGUAGAGAGGGAGAGAGAGCGUGAGGUGGAGGGAGGCUGAAAUGAGGAGAAGGAAAGCUAGAAGGGAGAGAGAGUGAAAGGGAGAGGAGGAGGAGGAGGGUUUGCGUUGGUGUGUUGGUUGGCAGAGAGAGCGCUUGUCAAAAAAACCUUCCACUGACAGAAGGCAUGAUUCACGACGGAGAGAGAGGGAGAGAAGGGGGGAGAGGCAGGGAGAGGGAGACAAGCGACAGAAAAAGAGAAAAACGGCAGAGAUAAAGAAAGACAGAGUGAGAGAGAGAGAGAGAGACGACAGGGGCAGAGAUGCCAGUAAGAAAAACAAAUGAGGAUGCUGAUUUGAAGCAGAAUGGUAACACUCUACCAGGAUGGGACUGAGAUCGACGCACUGGAUUGACUGAUGCCUUUUACUGACUGUGACCAUGUUGAUAAGAAAGCGGACGGCAAUCAGCAAACACAGCCAGAAUGAGAGAAGAAGCUUUGACUGGAUUCAAUCCUCUAUCCACUGUACUCGCUCUUUCUGUCGCUCUGUGUCUGACGGACUAAUGCUCUGCUGGAUGAAGAUUUAAUUGGCUCUGAGCAGACAGCCAGAACAAUAAACAGCCAGAAUAAAUACAAAUGCAAUCACGACAGAAGAGAAUGUGAGAGAGGAUGCACUAAAAACAGAAACCUUGUGGACAUAAAAACUGGACAUAUUUUGUCUUUUGUUUGUUUUGUUUUUUCAAAAUUUUACUGGAAUAUUUCCGAAAAUAGGAUUCCAUUUUCAAAUUUCAUUUGGACAUUAUGCUGUUUACACUGUUUUUACGUCAUGGAACAUUUGACAAAAGGCUCUUUAUGCAGGAGUUGCAUACUUUGGUCACAAGAUUCUCCUGACUUCUCCUUAAAAUAGAAGGAAUAUGCUUCAGUAAAGAAGGAUAAAAAAAUGUUGGAUGUGACAUUUCCCCACUGCUUUUGUUUUGCUAUGACCUGUUCAAAACCAGUUCCCAUGCAAUCUGCGCUUUCUGACAGUAAUUUUGCAAGCCAAUUUUUUUCCUAGAUUUAGUAAAACUAAGGACUUCACGAUUCAUUCUUCAAACUUCCCACGUGCCUCCCACCAACCCCUCCCACCGUCAGCCAUCCGACCAAUCAUGGGCAAGCCUCUCAGCCGGCCAGGGUGUUUCAGGAAGAGCUCAUGCUGCCUGGAGAAACAUGGAGCUGGGGAUGGGGGAGUGGGAGGGCGAGAUGGGGGAGUGGAAGGGGGAUAUGGAGAUGGCUACAUACCCCAGCGAUCCAUUUAUGACACCAUGUGCAUCAAUCAGCAGAUUGACAGCCAUCACCACCACCCAGGAGGGUCUAUACGGCGAGACGGUGGAGGAGAAGGGAGUUUUUGCUACUCUGCAAGUGGCUCUCUCAGAGUCAGCCGGUCCCCCGCUGACAUGUUCGAUCCCCCUCGCUCUUUAACUCCAAACCCCUCCUUUGUACGGCGACUGGAUGAAAGAGCCAUCUACGAUUCACUGAAACUCGGUGGUCAGGAUGCAGAUGGUGGUGGCUGCCAUUCACCAGGAUGUUUCCCUCGAUCAGUUUCUCCCUCUGUGUCAUCCUUCUCAGCUCCGGGAGUGUCCUCCUCCUCGUCAAAGAAACACCACCACCACCACCACCAUCACCAUGGAGACAGCACAAAGAGCAGAGAUGGUCGGCAUUCCUGGAAAGUCUUGACACCGCCAAAACACCUGGAGUGUUUAGAGCUGACUACAGCUGAGAUGAUGGAGAGAGGAGGAGGAUAUCUUAACCCAGGGCAUUACCCCACUCCUGGAGGCCAGUCCUCCUCCCUUACCUCCCCACUAAUCUCACCUUUCUCUGGCUCACCCCUCUCCUCAGGUUACCAUACUCCAGUCUUCUUCUCCCCUGCCAAACCUCGCCCCAGUCAGACUCAGAGCUUGCGCUGUUCCCCUCCCCAUGUUAUCCAGCCGAGGCAUUACUCCCAAACCCAGAGCCUGAGGCUGUCACCGCCCCAUGAACUCAGACGGUCGCCCUACCGAGCCCCGCUGGUCCAACUGUCUGCUCACGACCUGGAGCAGGACUUGAGGGAUCGAGGAGGAGGAUGGGGCCGCAGUGAGCGAGAAAGGGAGUGGGAGAGGGAGAGGGAAAGGGAGAUGGAACGAGGGUGGGCCCAGAGAGAAUGGGAAAGAGAGCGGGAGAGAGGACGACUGGAGAGGGAGAGAGCAAGAGAGAGAGAGAGGAGGGAGACAUCGUUUGGAACCUUCGGGUAUGGCCGACCGGUUCCUCUGCGUUCAGACCGAGACUCUGUGUUUUUAGAACCAGAUCAGGGUCUAGACACAACACCCCUGUUACUCCCCCAGCCUUCACCUUCACCCUCCCCCAGUGCUGCCCCCAGAAUGGGCACUGGAGCAGUGGGUAGGAAUAGAGCUGGGUCAAAGGUGGGCCCUGACAGUGGAGGUGGAGGGAUGGUCGCUAAGUACGAUAAUGGGGGUGUAGGGCUGGUGUUGGUUGACAGUAAACAUGGGUGUGGGCCGAGGUUAGUGAGUGAAGUAAGUGUUGGAAACAUGUCAGAGGCUGAAAUCAGGGCUGUAAUACAAGAACAUCAUAGAGCUGAAAACUGGAGCAAAUACGACAAUGGCUCUAGAGUUAGCAUUAAAAAUGUGCCUGAAACUAGAAUGGGCUCCCAGGUGAAAACAAGACCAGGGGGCCGGGAUUUAGAAGGGAAAGUGCAAUCAGGUGUGGAGAUACAAAACAUGGCUCCAGCUAUGAACAAAGAGGGACACAGAGGAAGCACAAAGAGUGGAGAAAAAACUGCAAAAGGUCUGAGUAAGCCAGAACCUAUUGCUGAAGUUACACCUUCAUUUGUGGGUGAGCCUGAGAGUAAGGUUGGGCCUGAAGAUAAAGCUGAGACUGAGGCUAGAUCUGGACCAGUGAUGAAGCCAGAGCUUGACACAGGGGUUGAAGUUAAGGCUAGUUCAAGACAGGACGAGAACAGGACUGAAGCAGAAGCUGAAGUUGUAGCUAAAGUUACGAAUGAGGUUGAUUUAGCAACAGAAUCCAGAGUUGAGGCUAAAGUUGAAACAGAUGUUCAGAUUGUUCCAACAUCUAAGCCUGAGGCAGCACUAGAAGCUGGGGUUGGUAGAGAGACUGGGAAUACGAAUAACAGUGAGACUGGGGUUGUCAGUGAAGCCAAGAACAGCACUAAAACGACAGAGAAAGCUCAAAUAAAUGUUGUGGCUGCAGAUAAAAGUGAUGUUGCCCCUGCAGAUCAAUCUGAGAAAAAGCCUUUGGACAUUGACAAAGUUGAAUCUAGCCGUGUAGAGAAAAGUUCAAGAUCUCACAAGUCCAAAUCAUCGAAAUCCAGCUCCAGGACUCGACCUGGCACAGCCACAGGGCUUCGUCCAGGUGUAGCCAGCCCUCGACAGAGCAGAGGGCUUGUAGACCUUGAAUCCACAGUCCCAGCUGAAGGCAUUGAGUCCACAUGGCCUCGCCGGAUCAUUGUUAGAAAGAGGACUGUUCGUCAGGGAGGGGCACUCCACAACCUCCCUAUUCUCCCCCCUCUCCCUUCUGUCCUUUCAGCGUUGGAGAAGAGGCGUCCACUUGGCCACCUCCACCGGUCAGGACACUUCUCAGAGAACCCAUUAUCAACUGUAGUGAACGCUACAAGCCUUGUGGGACGGUGUUCACUUAAAGAACCCUCUCAUGUAGAACCAGGACAGGGAACCAGUUUGGUGGGUAGGGCUUCCUUAAAGGAGCAGAACUUAGAGCACUGGAGGGUCUGCAGAGAGCAGGAAGAACCCAGGAGAUCCAGAAGCAAAGAAAAGCAAGGAGAGCAGAGUAAGGAGAAGACUGAGAGAGAGGAGAGGAAGAAGAAGGAAGAGAAGAGUGAGGAGAGGAGAGAAGAGAAAGACAAGAAGGAAGAGAAAGUGAUUAAAGAGAAGACUAUUGUUGUUGUGGGGCUGGUGGAAGACACUAAACACGAAAAAGUAGAAAAAAGGGUUGAAGAAAAAGUCCAAGAAAAUGUAAACAAAGACAAAGAAGUGAAGAAAGACAGGAAUAUAGAGAUAAUAACUGAAAAAUUGGAUGACAGAAGUAUGAAGGUGAUGGUUGAGAUACAAGACCAGCAUGGACAAGAGUUUCCGGAGGUGGUGACGACAUUACAGACAGAAGAAGGAGAAAUGGAGGGAGGGGAAGCAGGAACUCCUGGGGAGGAAGGAGGGAUGGAGAGCUGGGAUGAUGUCCUCGAUAUGGUGAACACACUGUGGGACGACGGCUGGGAAAAAGGAGGAGCAGAGGGAGGAGGUGAUACAGAUUCCUUGUCAGGCUCCCUGCAGCGUUGGCCUCUCCUCAGGCCUCCAGUCGGGUUUGGAGGGUCCCAUCCUCCAUCCUCGGCAGCCUCAGAGCUCAGCCUGACGGAGUUGGAAAGAAGAGCCCGGGAGCUGGACUCUGACCUGGAGCACUUAGACCUGUCCCAGCCCCACAGGGACACCCAGGAUCUGUACCAAACCCUGCUGGAGCCACAGAGGGACCGAGCUGACAUGUACCAAACUCACCCUGGACCGCAGAGAGACAAAGCGGUCGUCCUCACAGGAGUGGGCAGCAGAUCGCAGGUCAGUCUGGAGCUCACUGCUAUGGCCUCUCCAGCUACAGACACAGACAGAUCUCCUGCUGAUUGGUCGGUCAAAUCUGCUGGGACUUCUACUGUUGGCACCAGCUCCACUAAAGAGGACAGCUCUCCAGACUCCAAUCUAACGCUCGAGUCCGACUCCAGCGGCGUCUUCCUCUCCUUAUCCAAUCAGAGCCAAGAGGAGGCUGGCUCUGACAGUGACCAGCCAAUCAGUGGCUCCGACCUCGGCAGCAGCAGCACAUCGCUGGAGAAAGACGGGGACGAUGGAGGGCUAAAGGAAUGGGGCAGGGAGGAGAGUUCAGAGCUCCAGUGGUGCUACCCAUCACUCCUCCACACCUCCUCCCACGACGACUUUGAAGGAGAUGGUGAAAGAGAGGAAGGAGACCAUGGGAAGAUGGGAGGAGAUGAGGAGAGAAGGAAAGAUGAGUACGGAAGGAAAGAUGGGAAGAUAGGAGUGGUUUCAGUCAUGAAGUCCCAGCUAGAACGUUCUGUCAUCAAGAGCUCUGUGACUGUAAACGUUCCACAAAGUGAAGAAAUGCCACCCAGGAAAAAAGUGACCCUCAUGGGAGUAGACUCCCCUCUUCCUCUGUCUCCUUCAAAACAAUCAAUCAAACACCUUCUAGAUCCUGAUCAGAAGCCAAUCAGAAGCUCAGGACUAGAUUGCGGUGACAUCGAUCCGUUUGUCCAGUCGGACAGCUUUGUCUACCUUGCUGUGUCUUCUGGAAGAUCUGCCUCCAAGGGGGAAAUCCCCGCAGUGACCGAAGUUUCAGCCCAUGAUGUAAAACCAGACAGCGUUCAGCAACAUACAGAUCCAUACAGUCCAAAAACACAUGUGGGUCUGCCGAACAUGGAGCGGGACACCAAGCCAACCCACCUUACCCCACACAAACCAGAGGAGGGAGAUUUUCUGUGCACUGACAGCUUCGUCUACCUGGCUGCUCCAGCAUGCCUCCUACUGGGCCCUGCAGGAUCUGCACCAUACAGUGGAAAGGAGUCGGAUUCUGAGAGUUCAGGCUCUGGGCCUGUUGACCUGUCAGUACUGGGUUGUGGCUCGGUGGCAGGGGACAGCGACUGGGACUCUGAUCUGUCCGACUCCGAUCCCAGUCGCUCCUCCAGAAUCUCUGCUGUUGGAAGCAAAUCUGCCGGCGUAGCUCGACCCAAGCGGCUGCCGACUGAACCCGACUGGGACCUGUUUGGAGAAGCCACUGAGCCUGAAGUGCUGAGUGAGCUCUUCACAGAACAAGAUAGAAACAACAACGGCAGGGCUGGAAAAGUUGCCGGGGUUACCACCAGCAUGGCAGCAACAUCAGCCAUUCCCACGGCAACCCAACCUGUCACUCCACCAGUGAAGCGAGCAGCGACCGUGGAUCAGACGUCAACCACAAAGAAGGUGACGUGGCAGUUUAAACCAGCCCAGAGGUCCGUUUGCACUGGAAGCAGGAAGGAGAAAGACAGGGAAGGGACAUCUUCAUCAAGGUUCACAGAACUGGGACCGUCCCCUUCAUCUUCGUCAUCGUCAUCAUCGUCACCGUCAUCAUCGUCAUCUGGUUGAGUCCUGAAAGAAAGGGUUGUUUGAACUUUGGGAGAAGCUUUUCAACACCUGAAGCUGAAUUGCAGAAAGGUAGAAAAGAUCUUUAACUUUCUGUAGAACUACAGUUUUAUGCCUGUAAAGUAGAUUUUUGCAUCUAGCUGCUGCCAUUGCCUUCUUUGACCUUGUAAAGGCUGCAUAAAGAGUUGUUGCAUUUUCUUAGAUUAGAAUACAUAAUGUUGUCUGUAGUCACUUUAAGUUUGAGAUGGAGGCUGAGACUCAGGCUUAACAGAAACAGUGACUCCUAAUGGGUUCUAUCAACAGUCAAAUUUUGGAAAACAGGGUGGACGUGUUAGUUAUGUGUUCACAUUAUUCUCUAUCUAAAUAAUAAAUAUGAAUAGUUCUGUUGAAUUUUUAUUCUGUUGAAUGUACUGUACAGGAUAUCUAUACAACUACAGGGAAAGUCCACCCUAAACACAUUUCACAUAUCAGACUUUUUCAGUAACUUGGCUUGGUUGCUUGUAUUUAACAUAAUUAUCUCUUAGAAUUCAGUUACAAUAACAUUUAAAAAGGAUUUUAGUUGGAGAAAAGAGUCGCUGCUGCUCUCCGACGUGGUGUAAUCUGCUUAUAGAUCUAACAAUGUACCUGUGCCUCGGACCGUAUUCCAAAUUACACUUAGUUUCCCUAUACUACCAGAAAAACUAAAACCGACCUUUAGAAAACAGCUGAGGCUGAACAUUACGAUGUAUUUUUAAUCCCCAUCCAAAUUUACAGUGUAUUUAGCAGUGUGUCAAUAAUAUAUUUUGAACAUGGAGAUAAUUACUGAGCGAGAUAUAUAUGUGAUGAAUGUGCAAUCAUGAACGACUAAUGAAAGGAUUUAACACAUUUAAUUUAAAUGUUUUAUUUAUCGAUUAGAUUGAAAUUGUGAAUGUUAUAAUUGAGCAAUAUGCUUACAGAUUCCUGCUAUAUUCUAUGUUUCAUAUGUGGAAAGUGAUGUAUAAUAAUGGCUGAGUUUAAUUAUAUUUAUACAGCCAAACACUGAUUGUAAAUGCAGUCUUACACUCAUUUAGAGGUUUUAUGUGUAACAUUUUUAAUCAUCAGGUAGUUUGGUAAGUGCCAUAAACAAUGAGACCGUUACUGGGAUGAUUGGCAGCCUUUGUCUCACAGCGGGGGUAUUUUUAGUGCUAGAGCUUCUCAGAAUAAAGACUUCUUCUCCCAUAAUCCUCUUUGUGCCCUGUCUGUCAUCACCCCGCCCCUGAAGAGGAUAAACAUGCUGCAGACCAUUUUUGUCCUGUUUGCCUCUAACUCCCCUCCAUUUGUCACGGUGAGAAAAUUAGACAGCUUUAGGUCUGUUUGUGCUUCAAGCAAAGCAAUCCGUGAGAUUUUACUCCAAAUCCGAGUUGGCGGCACUCGAUGUAAAGUGCAGUGUGGAGGCUGACGGAGCCGCCAAUCAUCCCAGCAGCGGUCCUGUUGUUGAAUAAUUACACUAACGUCUCACAAUGAAUGUGGUAAUCAUUUACUGAUGUUAAAAAUGAUACAUGUAGCACCCUCAGCAGACAGCACAGUGCUAUCAGAUUUGUUACGAAUGUGACGGAAGGAAGGUGACGGUGAACAAACCAUCAGUUACACACUAAUGAUUCCUGCUGUAGGUAUGAUGUGGCUGUGAAAGGUUGUGUGGGAAGUCAUGGCCUGACAGCCAAAUUGCUCGCUUAGCAGAUUCAGUUUGUGCUUAAAUUUAAAAUUGGACAAUGAGAGCAGACCUCCACAUGUGCUGAAUGUUUAAUGUCUUCUGGUGUGUUUGAAGUGAAGGUGAAAAGAUUUGGACGGUGAUUUGUUGUGGCGAUGUGCAGCCAUAUUUCUUGAUUACAGCUGCUGGGAAAAGAUGGACAUCUUUUUUAUGUGAAAUGAAAACUGUUGCCUUGUGCAGCUUUAACUGCCAAUAUGAACACUGAAAGGCUCUGCCAGUCGGUAUCCUCCAUGAUGAUGCUCUGUGGAACCCAACAGGAUCUGGUGUAGCCUCAAACGCACCUGUCAGCUUCAGUGACGGAUUUCUUUCUGGUGCUUUUAGGCUCAGAUUUACAAGCACAUCCACAGAGGAAUCAAGUGUUUCAUUAGCAUAUCUCUAUUUUUAAAGCUGCAGGUCUUUGUUUUUGACUGUUUGAACGUCUUAGGCGGUGAAUGUCAGUCAGCACAGAACUGAUGAAGGUUUAAAACAACCGCAGCUGCUGGGUUGGGAUUUUUUUCUACGCCAGAAAGAAUUAAAUGAAUGUUCCUUGAUGUUGUUAUGAGACACAAAAGCAUUUCAAAUCCCAGUGAAAGUCAUCUUAUUUAGAUUACUAAUAGGGAGCUGUGAGGUCACUUUGGAGUGGAAGAGUUAAUCUGUCAGGGCCAAAAAUGAUAACGGGUCUCCUGAAGGAAAACCUGACCCCAGUUUUUUCUUUGUUUGUUUGAGAAUUUGAUUCAACAAAAAUUAAUGCCAGAAUAUGUUCCAUGUGAACUCAAACAGGGGUGUUAUUCUACUUACACUUUGGCCAAUCUCCAACCAAAUGCCGUUUGCAGUCAGAUUUAAUCCGUCAUACAUUUUCAUUACUCUUCAGUAUUGUUUUCUUGCUUUAACCCUCAUGUCGUCCUGCGGGUCAAAAUUGACCCGUUUGAAAGUUUGAAAAUGUGGAGAAAAAUAUAGAUUUUCACAGUGAAACUUCUGACGUCCACAUUUUCAACAUUUUUGGGAACUCUUUGAACAUUUUUUGAUGAAAAAAAGAAACGUUAAAAAGAUUUCGUUGGAUUUUGGUUGAUUUUUUUGUGAAUGUUCUUAAAGAAAAUAUUAGAAGUUUUACUGAUAUAUAUGUAAUCACUUUAGAUAUUUUUAAGAUUUUUUUUGAAGAUUUUUACUAAUUUUUUGAAAAUAUUUACAAGAAUUUUCUUGCCACAUUUGGAGGAUUUUUUUUAAAAUAAAACUUUUAGGGAAACUUUCAAGAAAUUAUUGGAAUUUUCUUCCUGAAGGUUUUGCAAAAUUUCUGAGAUUUUUUUUGCUGAAUUUUGGGAUUUUUUUUCAGACAACUUAAUAUUUUUUGGUGCCCGUAAAUGAGGACAACAGGAGGGUUAAACAUACACAGUGUGAAGUUUUCUUUACCUCGCAUUAGGUUUUGCCAUCUCUCCCAACAUUUGUAUUCCCUGUGGCCCACAGACAAAGACACUGCUGUACUCUAAUAUAGGAUUCUAUAUUCUGCAGUAGAGUGCUGUUUGUGCCAUAUUGCAGUUAGAUAACUAGAGGAGCUAAUUAUCUCACUAACUGAGACAGAUUGUCGUCAUGGAACGACAGAGCUGUGCUAUGGUGGAGGCUGUAUAGCUGUGCUUUUGUUACGAUCUUGUUGGCUAGAACACUACAUGCAGCAGAUGUUCAGUGAAGCUCCAGCAGAAACACAUCUGUGGAACCUGACAGGAGCUCCAUGAGUUCAGACACCACGUUGCUCUGUUAGGAUUUCUUGCCUAAUGUUACAGGGAACAGUAAAGAGUGUUUAGUGUACAGCUAUCUUGGACUCACAGCAUCAUAGAUUAGACCACAGAAGUCCGAGCAGGAAUUACACCCACAGCCACAGCUUCGCCCAGCGGAGCAGCUGCAGCUCAACACUAACUGAGAUCAGCCUUUAGGAAUAAAUGCAUAAAGUAAAAAUCUACAUCCCUUCUGCGGUGUCUGCACAGCUUUUCCUAAAAUGGUAGUCUAACAUUCACCGAUCAGCCACAGCAUUCUGACCACUGACAGGUGAAGUGAAGAACAUCCAUCAUCUUGUUUUAAUGCAACGUUUUGCUGGGAAACCUUCAGUCCUGACAUUCAUGUGGAUGUUUAACAUGAACCACAUAUCUAAACCCUGCAGGUCAACAACCCCCCACACUAACAGCAGUCCUUGAUGCCAGUUUUCACCCUCAGCAGGACAAUGAACCCCGACACACCACAAAAACUGCUCAGGAGUGGCCCAGGAUAUCCCCAGAGGUCCUGAGUCCAUGAACCACUGGGUCAGAGGAGUUUUAGCAGCAAUUUUAUACCUUAUCGGUGUAGCUAAAAUAGACCCACAGACGAACUGCUCUUUGAGACUAGAGGGAAUGAAAUAAUAUUGCAAAGAACUGCAGAAUUUAAGACAAAAGAUUUAUAGAAUAGAAUAGAAUAGACUAGAAUAGAAUAGAAUAGAAUAGAAUAGAAUAGCCUUUAUUGUCAUUGUACCGGGUACAACGAGAUUAGGAAUUAUGAGGAAACUAAAAAUUGGUUAAGAAAAAAACCCGCCUUUGGGCUCUAAAAUAGUUUAUAUCUGCUGUUUGUGCAUCACUAGCCCAGCUGUACAGUUAUAACAUGCAGAGAAGUCUCAGAAUCAGGGAGAGAAAUUUCAUUUAUCGCCUCAAACAGUCGUCUAAAAACUACAAGAAAUGAAAAUACAGAUUCCAUUGACCUCACACACACCUUACUUAUUCUCAUUCUCUCCACAUCUCUUCAUUUUCUUUUACAGUUUUGGUCACUGUACCCCUGCAGCUGUCCCUCAGAUCUGCAAUCUCAGUUCACUAAAUCUUCCGUUUUUUACACCGCAGCCUCAAACUCUUUAGCGAAGCUCGACUGCACCACUUUACAAAGACAAACAGCUGUGAGCGCUGCAUGCCAGCUCAACUUAAAGUUCAUCUACAGCUGCCAGCCAGAAGUAAAAAUCAUAGAAAUAUUUCAACUGCAUUUUUAGAAAUAGAAGACUAGAUCAUGUGUUAUUUGACCUCACAGUUUGGUGGCGCCAGAAAAUUACCAAAUUACCAAAAGCAUUCUGUCAUCCAGUUAACUUGGGGUCACUUGAAAGCGCAAAACUGCAAUCAGAAUUAGCUCUAAUUUGAAGCUCACAUUGUGAUAUUCUACAUCAUUUGGACCAGUCCACCCACUUUUCACAUCUGAGCAAUUUAAAGACACGCAGAGGGCGUAUGUGUGAGCAGAGUUCUCACUGAUGCAGUCUCAUAUCGCCUCCUCCUCUUAUUCUCUAUGAGAGAUGGGAACAUGGCUGCAGAUCAGGCGUUCAGAGCCAGUUUUCCCUGCAGCUCCUCAAAGACUUCAGGCAGUUUUUAGUGACUGUCAGCCAACUCUGGCUCUCAGACGGGAUCAUACUCCAGAACUGUGCUGUUGAUUUGAAGCUGACUGUGUCUAGUUACGGAGCAGAGCCAGGGCUAGGCGGUAAUAGAACUACCUGGAUCACCUGUGUGCUGAUCCACACUGCCUAUUUUUACUUGCACUUACAUCACAAUGAUCCUAUGCUCUGGCUGAGGUCUUGUUGUGAAAAGGAUGUUUAAACGGCGCUGUUUGUGUGUUGAUUAAUGUGAACUGUAUGUAAUUUUUAAAAAUAUCUGAAAUGAUUAGCACUCUGCUGUGUACCAUCUGAAAACCUGCAUUCUUUUGGAAUGUGACAUUUUCUAACCUGCUGCUUUUUGUCUGCUGGAGGGUUUUUUUUUUUUUUUUUUGUCAGAGUAACUAAACUUUAAAGCUCAUAAAGUGGACCAAAUGUGAGGAUGAGCCAGAUAGAUGUAUGUACAAAUUUUACUGAUGAAAUAAUCGUUGAUUUCUGCUUGCAUUAAACUGUGGCAAGACAUCUAGUUUCACUGUGAUAUACUCUGGGUAAACGACUAAUCACAUCCUUUGCUGACUUUUGUAAACUCCAGUAAUGUCAGGCCAUAUGCAUAACAAUUUGCUGUUCAUAUCAACGCUGAUCACUGUUAAAGCUUAGUGGUGAUUAACAGCUAAGACCUGGGAUGGAUCGUGGGAACAAUGACUUGUGUAGAAUCUUAUUGUGUGCCAUAUUCCCAAGCCUUGUUGAACCGCAUUAAUGUACAAAUAAAGACUAAACUUGAUGGUGGAA
This is a messenger RNA of Acanthochromis polyacanthus (spiny chromis), 12240 nucleotides long. RefSeq lists its product as uncharacterized. Bases 1358 to 6388 code for a protein of 1676 amino acids. The record is from RefSeq and is a predicted model, not a curated record. The transcript has 5 exons. Lineage: Eukaryota; Metazoa; Chordata; Actinopteri; Pomacentridae.